AUGGUUUCAAUUAGAUCCAUACUAAAAGUUAUUUAUGCUGCAGAACAAGCCGAAGGUGUCGGCGCAAGAGUUCGGAGAUCCAUUGGUGUGCCAGGUAUGAGGAACUUUACACCGUUUUUAAUGCUUGAUCAUUUCAACGUCUCUCCGACUGCUGGCUUCCCCGAUCACCCACACAGAGGACAAGAAACGGUUACCUUGAUCAUGAAAAAUUAUAUGUUACAUGAAGACUUCACUGGCGAGUCGGGUGUUUUGAGGCCAGGUGAUUUGCAGUUUAUGACUGCCGGCAAAGGUAUUGUGCAUUCAGAGAUGCCAUAUAGCGAGGACAACACAAACGUAGAGGGUAUGCAGUUAUGGGUGGACUUGCCUAAAGAAUUGAAGCAUAGUGCUCCUAGGUACAGAGAUUUAAGGGCGGAAGAAAUCCCUAUAGUGAAACCCAACGACAAGGUUGAAGUUAAGGUCAUUUCAGGUAAGUCCUAUGGUGUUGAAUCAGUUAAAGAGUUGGCAUACACGCCCAUAGAUUACUAUUGGUUUACAGUCCUCCCAGGUGGCGAGUUUGAACAGGAAAUAAAACCAGAGUUCAAUGGGUUCCUGUAUGUCUUAAAUGGCCAAGUGGAACUAGAAACACAGUCCAAACCGGAACUUAUCAAUGAACAUCAUAGUGUAUUUUUUAAAAGAGAUGGCGAUUACAUCCGUGGAAGAGUACCAGCCUCCUCCAAGAAGACCGAUUUUGUUUUCAUUGCAGGCCAAGCUUUAGACCAACCAAUUGUUCAGUAUGGACCCUUUGUAGAAACUUCGAAGGAGGAAAUAUACAAUGCUUUCAACGAUUACCAAUCGGCCACGAACGGGUUUGAAAAUGCAAAGGGAUGGGCCUCUGAUAUCGGCUCAGGUGUCAGUAAAUCGCUCUUCAGAACAAAGUCGAAUACCAUGCUGGACCAAGGCAUACGUCUUGAAGCAGAUCCACAAAGUUUAAAAGUAUUUAAAAAGGAUGAAUUGUAG
Molecule: messenger RNA, 996 nt
Organism: Pichia kudriavzevii
Lineage: Eukaryota; Fungi; Ascomycota; Pichiomycetes; Pichiales; Pichiaceae
Exons: 1
Coding region: 1-996 (331 amino acids)
Source: RefSeq, a predicted model, not a curated record